UCCUCUUUGCAAGUCUCUGCUUAAAUGGCUCCGGUUGGUCUGCCUCACUCUGCCUGCUAGCGAAGAAAUGGUAAGGUCAACUUUGAGGGCACAGUCUAUCAGCUCAGGAAGACCUCAUCAUCUUGAUCCACUCUGUUGUCACAACCCCACGGAAGGAAUGAAAGCUAAAAAGAGAAUGCUAUUGUUGAUCUCGUGCCUCUUCCUGCUGCUGAUGGCUAAAAUCUACUUCAGGAAGCAGCAGAAAGGAGAACUUCGGCUCUCAGUCUGGUUUCACCCCAGGAGACGCCUAGAUGUCAUCACGACCACUGAUUGGCAGGCCCCAGUCAUAUGGGAAGGCACCUUCGACAGACUGGCCCUAGAUAAAUAUUACAGGAAGCAGAACAUCACCGUGGGCUUGGCUGUGUGUGCUGUUGGCCGUCUCUCUGACCAGUACCUGGACCCGUUCUUGCAAUCAGCCAGUAAGUUCUUCAUGCCUGGCUAUAGGAUGAUCUUCUACAUCAUGGUGGAUAGGUACCUGAAGGUCCCUGCAAUGGGGCGCAACCCUCUGCAAUCCUUCCAAAUACUCAGGAUAAGUGAGGAGAGCUGGUGGAACAACAACUUUGACUUCGUAUGCAUGAAAACCUUGGCUGAGCACAUCCAGGAACGCAUCAGAUACGAAGUGGAUUUCCUCUUCAGCAUGAGCACCAACAUGGUCUUCCAGAAUACAUUUGGGGUGGAGACCCUGAGCACAUCUGUAGCUCAGCUCCAUGCUUGGUGGUAUUUCCGAAAGACGAAGGAUCUCCCCUAUGAGAGGAGACCCAUGUCAGCAGCCUACAUUCCCUUUGGACUGGGGGACUUCUAUUAUGCUGGCACUAUUUUUGGUGGAGUGCCCUUUCAGGUUUUGAAUUUCACUCAGGAAUACUUGAAAAGUGUCAUCUUGGAUAAAAAAAAAGGCCUUAUAAGUACCUACGAAAAGUACCUCAACAAACAUUUUUUCUUCAACAAACCCACCAAACUUCUAUCCCCAGAAUACAACUGGGACCCCACCUUCAACAUCCCUCAGGAAGUGUGGUAUGUUAAGAUUGCUCAGUAUCCCACAGACAGCUUGUGAUGCACCAGUGUUUAUGGAGUACCAAGCAAGUUGCAGCAGUUCCUUACAGACACAGCACGCCUAGUUAAAAACCAACAUUUGAGAGAGCCCACCAAUGUAUACUGUUUCCAAAUCAAUUGUUUUUGUAAUUUUGAAUCAUACCAUUUGGGUGAAUCUAGGACGAAUGUGCAUACACAUGUCCAUACACAUAAUGCUCUUAGCCCUGUGUUGCAGAAAUGAGACAUGGAGCACACUUUAUUG
Psammomys obesus (fat sand rat) is the source of this 1330-nucleotide messenger RNA. It is a transcript of the gene Glt6d1, whose product is annotated as glycosyltransferase 6 domain containing 1. Gene Ontology annotation, biological process: carbohydrate metabolic process. The transcript is spliced from 5 exons. NCBI's taxonomy places the organism in Eukaryota, Metazoa, Chordata, Mammalia, Rodentia, Muridae. Gene Ontology annotation, cellular component: Golgi apparatus; membrane; vesicle. Bases 68 to 1090 code for a protein of 340 amino acids. Gene Ontology annotation, molecular function: hexosyltransferase activity. The record is from RefSeq and is a predicted model, not a curated record.